AUGGCCACUCUUCCCAUCUCAACCAUCCACAAACUUCCUCUUCAUCUUCUUCUUCUCUUCUUCUCCCUUCCCAUCAAAGCUAACCUCUCCAAAAUCAUGGAUACAUAUCCAACCUCUAACCCUAACGACUACUUUCUUCCAGCUCCGACGACCACCGAAUACCCACGAGUGGAAUCCAGCGCCAUUGCAGCGCUCGGCCACUAUGACACCAAAGCUGCUUAUCGCACGUGCGCUGAUAAGUGCUACUGCUGUUUACGUGACGACCCCAAGACCUGCUCCUACAUGAAAUGCUGCUUCGGCAUAGUCUGCAACUUGCCCGGCAAACCUUUUGGGUAUUGCUCCUUCAUGCCUUUGUCUUGCUACUGUGACUCUUGUGCGUGA
Phalaenopsis equestris is the source of this 381-nucleotide messenger RNA. RefSeq lists its product as uncharacterized. The transcript has a single exon. Lineage: Eukaryota; Viridiplantae; Streptophyta; Magnoliopsida; Asparagales; Orchidaceae. The record is from RefSeq and is a predicted model, not a curated record. Bases 1 to 381 code for a protein of 126 amino acids.